Hydatigera taeniaeformis is the source of this 882-nucleotide messenger RNA. NCBI's taxonomy places the organism in Eukaryota, Metazoa, Platyhelminthes, Cestoda, Cyclophyllidea, Taeniidae. The record is from the annotation of a GenBank genome assembly.
AUGCAGAACAAUCGCUCUCGUGCGCCCCCCAAGCGGAGACGUUCUGAUGGUUCUAAAGUAAUCGAUGCUGACGCGGAAGAGGAGGACGACUUUGAGGCAGAUAUCUGCGGUGGUGUUGUGGUCUCUACCGGUCGUGACUUCUCUUGUCGUGUGUGGUGCGAGUCUGAGGAACUUUUGGUGCUCGAAGAGGAAGCAGAGCUGGCUCGUGAGGUAGCGGAGGAUGAGCAAGAGCUCGUCCGCUCUGAGGCCAUCGUACCGGGAGCUGUCACUCCCGAGGCUGGUGAAACUGGACCUCUGGGUCGUCCCACCGUCACUACUCGUAAUGCUGCGGAUUCAUUGAUGGAGGCAAUAGACAUAUAUACCAGACAAACGCAGAGUGGAAAUGAAUUGGAACCACCGCAUCCGCUGAUGGUGGCGUAUGGUGUACCCGACGAUCCCGACCGCUUUCUUUUCACCAUAUUCUCCUCUCUUCGAUUACCUGCAAGCGGUGGUGUGUCCGGUCUAGAACAUGCACUGGGUUGUAUGCAUAGUGACCACGUAAUUCGUCUUCUUCCUCGUUUGGCUGCAUGGAUGAAGCGUGGAUGGGACACGGAACUGUGCGGUCGCGCCCUUCGCUAUCUCUGCACCCUCCAUGCCGCCCUCGUGACUACUGAUACAAAUCUAACCUCAACUCUUGCUGCUGUUGUAUCUGCCAGACAGUCACAUCUCUCACAAACCAAAAGAAUGCUUGGGAUGAAUCUGGCAGCGCUUGAUCUCUUGCAACGGAAGAUUGAGGAGGAGAACCAGAUUUCUGUGUUUGAGGAGGCUACCUCAAGACGUGUGAAGCGCAUAAAGAAAAUCAAGGAAAGGAUCGCGAAGCGAGCGGCCGUUCCUACUGGUUAG